AUGAGACUGUAUAUAUCAGCUUCCGACACUACCAUAGAUAGCAUGUUGGCACAAGAGAAUGAAGAUGGCGUCGAAAGAGUCAUUUAUUACCUUAGUAGGGUUUUAAAUGAUGCAGAAACUAGAUACACUUCAAUAGAAAAGUUGUGUCUUUGUCUGCAUUUCUCUUGUACUAAACUCAAAUAUUAUAUAAAGCCUGUUGAUUUAUACGUCUCUUCGCAUUUUGAUGUCAUCAAGUAUAUGUUAUCUAAGCCAAUAAUGCACAGUCGAAUUGGCAAAUGGGCGUUAGCGCUCACUGAAUACUCUCUAACCUUUAUGCCUUUAAAGGCAAUGAAGGGACAAAUAGUAUCAGAUUUUAUUGUAGAUCAUGCACUGGUCGAAAAUCCUCAAUUUCAAGUUGAGUUGAAACCUUGGAAAUUAUUCUUCGACGGUUCCACUCAUAAGAAUGGAAGUGGGGUUGGGAUAAUGUUACUCAAAAAAUUCGAAUACGUCGACCUAAAACAUGUCCCUAGAAUAAAAAACCAAGAGGCUAAUGACUUAGCACAAAUAGCCUCAGGGUAUAGAAUUUCAAAAGAAAAGCUAGAAGAACUUGUCGAAGUAAUAGGAAAGGCAAUGGCUGCUAGAUUAUCCCCGACAGAUUUGGAAAGCACCCAGUUAGGAUAUGCUAACAAAGAGGAGUUCGAAGUUUUGGCCAUUGAUACCUUCAUAGAUACAGAUUGGAGGAAUCCAAUUAUUAAUUACCUCAAGGACCCUUCGACAGACACAGAAAGAAAAACCAAGUACAUGGCUUUAUCUUAUGUAUUGAUAGGGAAUGAGUUAUUCAAGAAAACCCCUGAAGGGAUCUUGUUGAAAUGCUUAGGAGAAAGUGAAGCUUACUUGGCAUUAUCUAAUGUACAUAGUGGAGCUUGUGGACCACAUCAGGCAGGCCAUAAGAUGAAAUGGUUGCUUUUCAGAUAUGGAAUGUAUUGGCCCACCAUGUUAAAAGAUUGUAUAGAGUUUGCUAAGGGUUGCCAAGAAUGUCAAAUACAUGCAGGAAUUCAACAUGCUCCUGCAAGUGAACUUCAUACAAUUAUUAAGCCUUGGCCCUUCAGAGGUUGGGCAUUAGAUCUAAUUGGGGAAAUUAGACCCAAUUCAUCCAAAGGUCAAAGAUACAUACUUGUAGGAAUUGACUAUUUCACUAAAUGGGUCGAAGCGGUACCUUUAGUAAAUGUGGAUCAAGAAACUAUCAUCGAAUUCAUUCAAAGGCAAAUUUUAUACAGAUUUGGAAUCCCAGAAAGUAUAACAACAAAUCAAGGAUCAGUUUUUACUGGUCGAAAGAUGCAAGAAUUUGCAAAGGAAAUGGGGUUUAAAUUGUUAACAUCCACACCCUAUUAUGCUCAAGCCAAUGGGAAAGUUGAAGCAGCCAACAAAGUAAUAAUUGGGCUAAUCAAAAAGCAUGUAGGAAAAAAGCCAAAAAAUUGGCACAAAACUUUAGACCAAGCACUCCGGGCUUGUCGAACCUCCCCUAAAGAAGCCACUAACACUACACCUUUCCAGCUUACAUUUGGACAUGAUGCAGUACUACCUGUCGAAAUCUACCUGCAAUCAGUAAGAAUCCAAAGACAAGGAGAAAUUCCAUCUGACUUAUACUGGGAAAUGAUGAUAAAUGAGUUGGUGGAUUUGGACGAAGAAAGGUUACAAGCGUUAGAAGUAUUAAGAAGACAGAAGGAGAGGGUAGCAAGGGCAUACAAUAAGAGGGGCAAAGGUAAAACCUUUACUAUGAACGAUUUAGUAUGGAAAGUCAUAUUGCCUAUGGAUCGAAAGAAUAAGGCAUUAGGAAAAUGGUCUCCACAGUGGGAAGGACCUUUUCGAAUUCUAAAAGCCUUUUCAAACAAUGCAUACGAAAUAGAGGAACUAGCAGAGGAUCGAAGAAUCCUAAAAGUAAAUGGAAAAUACUUAAAGAAGUAUAAACCAUUUAUGCACGAAGUUAGAAUCAUAACAGCAUAG
Lathyrus oleraceus (garden pea) is the source of this 1983-nucleotide messenger RNA. RefSeq lists its product as uncharacterized. The record is from RefSeq and is a predicted model, not a curated record. The transcript is spliced from 2 exons. Gene Ontology annotation, biological process: DNA integration. Gene Ontology annotation, molecular function: nucleic acid binding. The coding region runs from base 1 to 1983 and encodes 660 amino acids. Lineage: Eukaryota; Viridiplantae; Streptophyta; Magnoliopsida; Fabales; Fabaceae.